Messenger RNA from Linum trigynum, 2278 nucleotides. The record is from the annotation of a GenBank genome assembly. NCBI's taxonomy places the organism in Eukaryota, Viridiplantae, Streptophyta, Magnoliopsida, Malpighiales, Linaceae.
UGGCGGGCGGCAACGGGGGUUAAGGAAAGGGAAAAGCAACCGAAGAAGAAAGGCGCCGCUUUUCUGCCGACGAACGAUGGAAUCGCCGAACCCAAACAGAGCGUUAACGAACACUCGCUUCUCUGACCUAAAUCCGGCGCUCUCCGAUCCGGUCCUCGAUGCCCUGAAAGAAGGUGGGUUCGAUUAUUGCACGCCGGUUCAAGCUGCUACCAUCCCCUUGCUAUGCGGCUACAAGGACGUCGCCGUCGACGCCGCCACCGGCUCCGGCAAAACCUUGGCUUUCGUUGUCCCGCUCGUUGAGAUUCUCCGCCGGGUCUCUCCUGCCCCCAAACCUCAACAGGUACUGGGAAUUAUAAUCUCACCCACGAGGGAGUUGUCAUCACAAAUAUAUCAUGUUGCACAGCCUUUCAUUGCCACUUUAUCAAACUUGAAGUCCCUUCUCCUUGUUGGGGGAGGGGAUGUGAAGGCUGAUGUGAAGAAAAUAGAAGAAGAUGGAGCUAAUUUAUUGAUUGGGACGCCCGGUAGGUUGCAUGAUAUAAUGGAGCGGGUUGAUGACUUGGAUUUUCGGAACCUUGAGGUAUUGAUUUUAGAUGAGGCUGAUAGGCUAUUGGAUAUGGGGUUUCAGAAGCAGCUAAAUGCUAUUAUAUCCCGGUUGCCAAAGCUUCGAAGAACUGGUCUUUUCUCCGCUACGCAAACUGAGGCAGUUCAAGAGCUGGCCAAAGCUGGACUUAGGAAUCCUGUAAGAGUUGAAGUUCGAGCGGAAACGAAGUCAUUGGGUGAUUCAGGGUCAUCUCAACAUUCAGCUUCUUCCAAGACGCCAUCUGGGCUUCACCUUGAGUAUUUCGAGUGUGAAGCAGAUAAAAAACCAUCAGAACUUGUUGAUCUUCUUGUUAAGAACAAGUCUAGAAAGACUAUAAUAUACUUUAUGACAUGCGCUUGUGUUGAUUACUGGGGAGUUGUUCUUCCUCAACUCUCUGUUUUAAAGGGCCUCUCUUUAAUUGCUCUUCAUGGGAAGAUGAAGCAGAAUGCUAGAGAAAAAGCAUUGGCGAAAUUUACAUCCCUUACAAGUGGCGUUCUUCUGUGUACUGAUGUUGCGGCACGAGGGCUCGACAUCCCAGGUGUUGAUUAUAUAGUGCAGUAUGAUCCCCCACAAGAUCCAAAUGUAUUCAUCCACAGAGUUGGUCGAACUGCCCGUCUGGGUAGACAAGGACAUGGCAUCGUUUUUCUAUUACCUAAGGAGGAAGCCUACGUCGAAUUUCUGAAGAUUAGAAGGGUUCCUCUUGAAGAGAGGAAAAGUAUCGAUGAUGUCCCGGAUGUCGUGUCUCAGAUUCGAUCUGUUGCCAGAAAGGACCGUGACGUUAUGGAGAAAGGACUGAGAGCAUUUGUCUCAUUUGUCCGUGCAUAUAAAGAACAUCACUGUUCUUUUAUUUUCAGGUGGAAAGAACUCGAAGUUGGGAAAUUGGGCAUGGGAUUUGGGCUAUUACAACUUCCUUCAAUGCCUGAAGUAAAGCAUCACUCCCUCUCCACUGAAGGUUUCGUUCCAGUUGAAGACCUCAAAUUGGGGGAAAUAAAAUUCAAGGAUAAAUCUCGAGAAAAACAAAGGAAGAAGAAUUUGCAAGCAAAGAAAGAAGCAAAGCAAAAUGAAGACAAACCUCAGAAACCCAAAAGGAACCCUGAUGCUGCAGCCCCAGCCAUGAGGAAGAAAACAGCUAAGCAAAGGCGUGCGGUCCAGACAGCGGAAGAUGAAGAGGAGCUAGCUCGUGAAUACCGUUUACUUAAAAAGCUGAAGAAAGGGGCUAUCAACGAAGAUGAAUUUGCAAAGCUAACAGGAACAGAAGAAUUAACUUGAAGUGUAUGUCCUGGCUGGUUCUGUUAACAUCGGCACUUGCCUCCUUGGUGUUCGGAAAGGCUCUUUAAAAUUGCAAGAAAAAACUUGGGCAGUAGCAGGACGGGUCUAAAGGUUUGAGAAGGGAGUACAACUCCCAAAUGAGCAAGUCGGCUGACAGAAGCUAUACACUAACACUGCGAGAGAAGUAUAAUUUUGUAUAGUCCUCAAUCAUCGAGGAUUUGCAGUCUAGUAGAAACUCUUGAGAGACUGUAAGAAGUAGGACUGGUAAACGGUUUUGCGUUAACCGGUUACCGUACCGGUAACCGAAAUUGACGGUAUUCGGCUGGGGAAUAUUGGCUGGCGGUAUGCCAGGAUUGAAGUUGUAGGUUACCGUCGCCGGAUCGGUAUUCCGACACCGACUGGGAAAUCAAAUAAAGCAUAAAUUCAAGC